AUGCCGGGCAGUCCAGCAUUCGGAGGAAGCGAUUCUGCCGACAGAUCUGAAGGCAUCGCGGACGCUGCAGAAGCACGUCUUAAUCCAACAGAUCAUGCCCUUCAACGUGGAGCCACGCAGAAUGACGAUGGUGCUAAGUCCUCCGCAUCUGCAGAUGUUGACGGUAUCCAGGAGGCAAAAGAGAGAGCCAUACUAGACGGUACUCACAACACCCUCGGCAACCCUUCACAGGCUAACCAACCAACAGUUUCGAAUCAGGCGCAAGUCAACACUCGAUUCCUUGACGCGGCACGCGAUGGAGAUGAGAAUGGCCUGGUGGCUGCCCUGGACGAAGCCGACCCAACUGCUACGAAUGAAUUCUCGGAGACGGCACUUCAUCUAGCAUGCCGUUAUGGCCACGUGCGCAUCGUGGAGAAAUUACUGAACCUUGAACUGCAAAAGAAGAACAUUGAAGCACGAGAUAUCGACGGAUGGACACCACUACUAUCAACUUGUUCUGAAAACCAUGAUGAUGAUGAUGGAACCCUGAAAAUACUCAAAGCUUUACUGAAGCACCAACCCGACAUCAACGCGAAAAGCUCUAUGAAACAAACUGCGCUCCAUUUUGCGUGUUCCUAUUCAUCCGCGGCAGUCGCUGAACUUCUUUUGAAGCAGGAGAAAAUUGACGCAACAGCCCAAGAUGAAAAUGGCAACACGCCUUUGAAUCUAGCUUGCCAAGAAUGCACAACCACGGAAAUCGAGGCAUUGUGGAAUCUGGGAUCUGGAGCCAAUGUUGGCGCUAGAAUCGGGGUCAAUAUCCCCAACAAUCGGAAAUCCACGCCGUUAACCAGCGCAUGUCAAUUCCAGUCAGCAAAAGUUGUUAAGUCACUGUUGGCGAUCGACGCCGACGUUGAGAUUUCGGACAAAGACGGAGAUACGCCUCUCAUCUUGGCCAGUAGAUUCGGAAAUGUGGAAAUGGUGAGAGCAAUUCUUGACCGCAAGCCGAAAAAUUGGGACCACAAGAAUGAGGAGGGCAAAAAUGCGACAGACUACGCCAUGUCGAACACGAGUGCGCAAGAAAUCAUACCGCUGCUACUCAACAGAGGCCUUAAACUCGGUGAUGAAGAUGCUUUGGAGAUAUUCGCGGGUGGAACCUCAAGGGCAGUUCCAGCGACCCAUCUGCAGGAUAGUGCGUGGUUGAAAUUAGUCCGAGAUAUGCUCACGUUCCAUUCGCCACUCGACCAACCCUUACUGCAAACGAUAGAACCUAUCAUGAAAUUUGCCAGCAAGGAAGAGAAAGUAUGGUCGAUACUCAAUACUGAUACCGAGCAGCACUUUCAGAUUCUCAACACAUUGACUAAGGAUCUGGGGAUGUCCGAGGAAAUUUGCAAGAUGAUUUGGCGCGGUCGCCGUGACCCGGAGGGAGCGCUGGUGUCUCCGGGUGAUCUUGAUCUGGUCAAAGAAACGCUACCCUCGACGGAAGAGUGGUCCAAUUCGAAGUCAGAGCUUGUUCCAAAAACUCCAUUGCAGUGGUCAGCCUUCUACGGCGAACAUCAGCUUGUGUGGUGUCUUUUGAAGGAAAUGCAGUCGAGAGACAACGGAGACGUUGGGAAAGCGCUAGAGAUAGCCAAGGCAAGAAAAUCAGCAAGAAGCACCAAGGGCAGGAAAGGCACAGUUCCAACUGAUAACGAAAAAGAAAACCGAAUGGAUUCAAAGCAAUCAGGCCGUGCCAAAGACUCGAAAAAGUCAAGCGUCGACAAAGAAAUCAAGCGCUAUGAGUACACCAUAGACAUACUGAAUAACGCAACAAGCUUGGUGAGCAUUGCCAAGAAGCAACUCAUCCUCGCAGAUCCAAUUGAGAUCAAAGGAAAGGAGGAUGUCCUGCAGCAAAGUACUGCUACCGUCGUAAGCUUUUAUGAGCGGGAUGGCCAGAUUGAUAUCUUGCGAUCAACCACCAAUAUUCUUGAGCUGAUCUACGCGAACGAUGACAAGAGGGUGAAUGCCGUUCUGGAUAUGGCGAGGCAGACCUUUGACGAAAUGACCAAAAACAGACAGAGUAAUGAGGAGCCCAAAGAGAAGCCACAAAUGCGCUGGAUUCAUCUACCUGCAAACCAUGUGAGUUAUGAAUGA
Messenger RNA from Pestalotiopsis fici W106-1, 2109 nucleotides. RefSeq lists its product as uncharacterized. The coding region runs from base 1 to 2109 and encodes 702 amino acids. The record is from RefSeq and is a predicted model, not a curated record. Lineage: Eukaryota; Fungi; Ascomycota; Sordariomycetes; Amphisphaeriales; Sporocadaceae. Gene Ontology annotation, molecular function: protein binding. The transcript has a single exon.